AUGAGAAAUGCGUCUCUAAUUCUCUCAUUUGCAGCCUUGUGUCCGUAUAUUGGUGCCUGGGCACCAGGUCUACACAGACUCAGCCUGCAACACAGCUCUCGUCGUUUUCCAUCAACAGCAGUACUUCUAGAAGCACUCCCAAGUGGUUACGAAGACAUUGGAACGCAAAUCAUCCAGGAAGCGGGAGCUUCUUGUGGUAUGAAGAGUCUAGAAGAUUUGGAUAUUGAAUGGAAGGCUGGGCGAGUCAUUGUGACUGUUCGUGGAAAGGUGUAUGUCUCCAACCCUGAUAAAUCUGCAGAAUCGGAUGAGGAAGGAGAAGAGGACUAUGAAGAGGUGAUUCCUGAGGCGGUAUCAGGUGUCGAUAUUACGCAACUUGCUCGAGCAAUCAACUUUGCAAUGGGAGAAAAUGAAAUUGGAAAUGCGAUUGCCGAGACACAUGAGAUUGAAGUGACAACUCCUGGAGCAUCAGAUGAACUCUCGGGAAUCAUGUUUGAGGCUUACAAGGGAUUUGAUGUGAUUUGUCGGUUCGAAGAUCCCAAGAAAAAGAUGGUUACAGAGAUUGCCGGAAGGUUGCACGAUCGAACGGACGAGACAACUGUCAUUAAUAUAAAAGGUCGAAUGAAAACCAUACAGAAUGAAUCGAUAGAAUCAAUAAAGCUCCCAAAAGCAAAGAAAGAAAAGGGUGUCAAGUAG
Messenger RNA from Cylindrotheca closterium, 693 nucleotides. The record is from the annotation of a GenBank genome assembly. NCBI's taxonomy places the organism in Eukaryota, Bacillariophyta, Bacillariophyceae, Bacillariales, Bacillariaceae.